Molecule: messenger RNA, 1332 nt
Organism: Perkinsus marinus ATCC 50983
Lineage: Eukaryota; Perkinsozoa; Perkinsida; Perkinsidae
Product: protein phosphatase 2C ABI1, putative
Exons: 14
Coding region: 1-1332 (443 amino acids)
Biological process (GO): protein dephosphorylation
Molecular function (GO): protein serine/threonine phosphatase activity
Source: RefSeq, a predicted model, not a curated record
AUGUCUCUAGAGCAGGUGCGUCUAUCGAGGCCUAAGUCCUUGGAGGCCGCCCUCAACAAAUUCGAUGCUUUAACGGGGAAGCCAGCAGAUACUGAUCCUGAUAACGCUUAUGAACGCGAGGACGGUCGAAGUAUGACCAUCGGGCAGGGCCUCCCACCCCGUGUAGCAGGAGAGCGGAAAGAGCGACGGUGUCGGACUAUGCCCGACACCAUGGGUCAUCGUAGGGGUGACAUGGAGGUGUCACAGGAGCUCAAACAAAUAAUAAGCCGCAAGCAAGAGGAGCUCAGAACCCGUAUCAGGCGAGGAUCGCUCUUCUUUGGGACUAUCACUGAUGAGCAUUAUAAGACCUUCUGGGAGGAUCGCUGUAUAGUCCACAUACAUGGUCAACUUGAGGACUGUGAUAUCCCAUUCAAGGAGAAGGGGGUCUUCCAUACCGGAUCGAUACCCUUGACGGACAUUGAGGAGACAAUGGGUAUAGCAUUCUCCUGUAUAAAAGGCUCCAAAGGGGCAGGGGAUGACUCACUCAAUCAAGACAACUUCUCAAUAACGCGACUGGUUAAUGGCUGGGAUAUAAUUUGUGUUAUGGACGGCCACGGACCCAACGGGCACAUGGCGAGCUAUCGAGCUGUGAUGUCCCUACCUUACUACAUAGCCCAUAGUGACAUCUUAGAGCCUUCACUCAUGACAAAGUGUAUAGAGCAGUGCUUCCAGCUCACCAAUCAGGAUAUGCUUGGACACGCUCUAUCUCACGACUAUGAGGUACAAGCAUCGGGCACGACAGCUGUUGUGCUAAUCCGUAACCAUAUACUUGAUCCAAACGCAUUCUGGAGUGCUCAUUGCGGAGACUCUCGCUUGGUACUCGGAACUGAAGAAAGGAAGAAGUUAGAGUUUGCUACUGUUGAUCACAAGCCUGACGACCCCACUGAGAGGGAACGUGUGGAAGCGCUUGGGGGUGAGGUUAGGGCAUUCAUGUACGAUGACAGCUGGACAGUGCAUAGGAUCUUCGUGAAGGAUGCAGACUAUCCUGGACUGUGCAUGGCGAGAUCUCUCGGUGACUACUGUGUGAAGGCCCAUGGUGUUAUCUGCGACCCCGAUGUUAGAAGGCACAUCUUGCCUGCUAAGGAGGAUAAACCGUUCAUCGUGAUGGCUUCCGAUGGGAUAUGGGAGUUCAUUUCGUCACAGUGGAUGGUCAAAGCCAUGGCGCGCAAGCUUGCCUCAGAGGGGGCCCCACGGUGUCUCAAGAAGUUGGCCAAGGAAGCUCGGAAGAGAUGGAAAGAAGAGGAAGUUGACUACUGCGAUGACAUAACUACUGUCAUGAUUCGGUUCGAGUAG